Lolium rigidum is the source of this 1305-nucleotide messenger RNA. Its product is annotated as protein IQ-DOMAIN 19-like. The record is from RefSeq and is a predicted model, not a curated record. The transcript has 4 exons. Lineage: Eukaryota; Viridiplantae; Streptophyta; Magnoliopsida; Poales; Poaceae. Gene Ontology annotation, molecular function: protein binding. Bases 1 to 1305 code for a protein of 434 amino acids.
AUGGGGAAGGCGGGGAGGUGGCUGAGGAGCUUCUUGGCCGGCGGCAGGGCAAAGGAUGGGAAGAGGGACAGGCCGCACGCCGACACGAUGCCGGUCACGGCGCUGUCGGGAGCGACACCGAAGGAGAAGCGGUGGAGCUUCAGGCGGCCGGUGGUGCUGGCGCCCGAGCAGCGCGAAGCCGCCGACAGCGUUGGCGCGUCUCGGUCGUCAGCGGCGUCGGAAGCGGGCUUCGAUCAGAAGACGCGCGCAGUGGCUGUCGCGGUGGCCACCGCGGCCACGGCAGACGUGGCGGUGGCCGCAGCGCAGGCGGCGGCCACGGUGGUACGUCUGUCCUCUCGCAAGGCGGCGCCGAACCUGUCGCCACCACCGGCGGGCUUCCCCGUCGAGGCGGCGGCGGCUGUCAGGAUUCAGGCGGCAUACAGAGGCUAUCUGGCAAGGACGGCGCUGUGCGCGCUGAGGGGCAUAGUGAAGCUGCAGGCGCUGGUGCGAGGGCAGCUGGUGAGGAAGCAGGCCAAGGCCACGCUCCGGUGCAUGCAGGCUCUGCUGGCGGCGCAGUCCCAGCUGCGCGCGCAGCGCAUGCGCUUCCUCCAGGAACACCAACCCCACCAGACACCGCCGCCAAGGCCACGGCCGUCACCGAGCCACCCGAAGCACCGCAGAUCGUCCUACGAGAUGGACAGGUCGAGCGACGAUAGCGCCAAGAUCGUCGAGAUGGACAAUGGCGAGAAGCCAGCAGCGCGGCGCGGCAGGGUGAAGAGCGGCGACAGGCACUGCUCCACCGUCGAGUACCACCACCAGCACGGCGGCCGGUGCUCGCCGGCGCCGUCGGCCAUGACCGAGAUGAGCCCGAGGGCGAGCAGCUGGCACGUGGAGGACCACCUCUCCUUGGGGAGCAGCCCGCACUCCCAGACCCAGAACGCGUCGGAGCUGCCGUUCCCGAGCUACAUGGGCAACACCGAGUCGUCGAGGGCCAAGGCACGGUCGCAGAGCGCGCCGAGGCAGCGCGCCGCCGCGGACGCGCUGGAGCGGCAGCCGAGCAGGAGGAAGGGCGCGGAGCACCGGAGCGUGCCGAGGGGCGCCAGGAUGCAGCGCUCGUCGUCGCAGCAGCAGGCCGGCUCCGCGCCGCGGCCGUCCUUCUUCAGGCCGUGGUCGACGUCAGUCAAGCUGGACUCGUCGACCGCGUCGCUCAUGGACAGCGAGUGCGGCUCCACCAGCUCCGUCCUCACCGCGGCGACCACCGUGUCCACCGUGUACAGCCGGACCCGCUCGCUCGUCGGAUUCGAGGUGCGCAGGGGACUGUACUGA